AUGCGCCUCGUCAAGAACAAGAUCGAAUAUGGCGGCGCCGGCAGUGUCACCCUCAUCCCCGAAGAGCCUGAGGACAUGUGGCAUGCAUACAACCUCAUCGUACCUGGAGACCUCCUUUAUGCGACAGCUAUCCGCCGCGUUACAACAACCGCCGCAUCAACCGGCUCAACUAGCUCCUCACGCGUGCGGCUAACGCUGGAGAUCCGAGUCAAGAACCUCGACUUUGACCCGCAAAACUCCCAACUACAUGUUAGCGGGCAGAUUGUAAAUGAGACGCCGCAUACGAAGAUUGGACAGCACCAUACCCUUGACCUCGAACUUAACCGGCAGUUUACCCUAGAGAAGGGAUCCGGGCCGGAUAGUGAGGGAAGCGGGUGGGAUAGUGUUGCGGUCGAGGCGCUAAAGGAUGCGGUUGACGAGGGCGGGAACCGCAAAGCGGAGGCUGUGGCCGUGGUGAUGCAGGAAGGACUAGCGCAUAUAUGCUUCAUUGGACAGUUCCGGACUGUCCUGAAGCAGAAGAUUGAGAUGUCCGUGCCGAGGAAGAGGGCUGGAGGCAGUGAUCAUGACAAGACAAUGACCAAGUUCUACCAGACAACCCUCGACACCCUCCUCCGCCACAUGGAAUUCAACACCAGCUCCACCUCAAUGACAAGCAACGACCCCGUUCGCCCCGUCCUCCUCGCAUCCCCAGGAUUCACUGCAACCUCAUUCCAAAAACACAUCCAACACGUCGCCAACACAACCACCCCCGCGCUCAAGCGCUUGCUCCCCUCCGUCGUCGUCGUCCACUCCGCCUCCGGCUACCUCCACUCACUCACAGAAGUCCUGCAAUCCCCCACCGUCAAGGCCCUCCUCAGCGACACCAAGCACGCACGCGAGACAAAGCUCAUGGAUGACUUCCAUGAGCAGCUACGAAAGGAAACCAACAAGGCUACGUACGGACCCCGCGAGGUCGAGAACGCCGUUGGCCAGGGCGCCGUGGGGCGUGGCGGCGGGAUACUUAUCAUCUCGAACAAGCUGUUCCGUUCUCCGGAUGUGGCGGAGCGGAAGCGGUGGGUUGCGCUUGUGGAUCGCGUGCGGGAUGUCGAGGGUGGUGAGGUGCGCGUUUUGAGUUCGGAGCAUGAGAGCGGGAAAAGGCUUGAUGGGUUAGGAGGCAUUGCGGCGAUCUUAACGUUUCCUAUCGGUGAUGAAGAUCUGGAGGAGGAUAGUGAAUGA
Aspergillus mulundensis is the source of this 1215-nucleotide messenger RNA. Its product is annotated as putative translation factor pelota. The record is from RefSeq and is a predicted model, not a curated record. Gene Ontology annotation, biological process: nonfunctional rRNA decay; nuclear-transcribed mRNA catabolic process, non-stop decay; RNA surveillance. Bases 1 to 1215 code for a protein of 404 amino acids. The transcript is spliced from 3 exons. Lineage: Eukaryota; Fungi; Ascomycota; Eurotiomycetes; Eurotiales; Aspergillaceae. Gene Ontology annotation, cellular component: cytoplasm.